GCCAAAGGUAUAAGACCGACCGUCGGCACACAUUUUCCAUAUUAUUCCGUGCUUUUCUUGUGUAAUAAACGGAUGCGGUGUCAACUCGUAAAAAUGCAAUUCCACCACAAAACGCAUAAACUUUGAUAGUGCCCAAAUAUUCGGAUGUGGUACGGAUUCGAACAGUAGCGUCUGACGCUGCCGACUCGUUGGUCAAAUUCUAUAGUUCCUCCGUCGGCCUUUUGAGAGUAUCCCGCGCAAUCCCAUCUCUGGGCAUGAUUACAACGCGCCAGUGCAGCUUUUGAAUUGCAGAGCGCAAGAUCCAGGAACACUAGGAUUCCCCAUCAGGAGACCAGGAAAUUGGGACACCAGUAAUCCCCCUAGGAACCGCAGGAGCUGCGAUUUCCCAGGCAUAACCUAAAAAGGCACGUGCAGCGCAACGUAGAAGAGUUUUCUGCGUGCCACCACAGCCAAUCGGCUCCUCUCCCAAAAAAAAAAAAAAGCAAUAUUCCCGAAGACGAAACCAUGGCUACCCUCCUCAGUAACGGACAGCAGUCGUUGAUGGCCACUAGUAAUGGUCAGGAGCAGCAGAAGGACGAACCGGAGCAGCAGCAGCAGCAGCAGCAGGUCGAGAUCAGGAAGUCCAGCUCACCCAAACCAGGCGCCAUGCCCAGUUUAAAGCUCAAUAGGAUGGGCUCAGUGUCACCGAAAGAUAAACGCGUCUACAAAAUAGUCCUAACUGGCGGGCCCUGUGGCGGCAAGACGACGGGCCAGUCCCGAUUGUGCACCUUCUUUGAGAACCUUGGAUGGAAGGUAUUCCGCGUGCCUGAAACGGCCACUGUUUUACUCAGUGGCGGCGUGAAGUUCUCCGAUCUGACCGAAAAAGAGGACCCGCCCACGCCAACCACGUUCGUUUACAAAGAUCUGCCCUUCGCCGCUCCGGAGCACAGUCUCAUCGACCUAACCGCAUCCUGUCCGCGCUGCUUGGCCAAGGCUGCAUCCCGGCCCAAUGGCAGCGAAGCCUACAAGUUCCAAGAGAAUCUGAUCCGCACCAUGGUGCAAAUCGAGAACACCUACUUUGAGCUCGGCAACUCGAGCACCCGCAACUGCCUGAUAAUCUGCGAUCGCGGCGUUAUGGAUGCCAGUGCAUACAUAUCAAAGGAUAAGUGGGAGAAGAUGAUGGCGGGCAACAAAUGGAAUCCCGUGGAGAUGCGCGACAAUCGCUAUAACCAGAUCCUGCACUUGGUCUCAGCGGCCAACGGUGCCGAGGACUUUUACUCCACAGAGGACCACGCCUGCCGCUCGGAGGGCGUUGAUCUGGCCAGGGAACUGGACUACAAAUCUGCGGCCGCCUGGGUGGGUCAUCCCUAUUUUGAUGUGAUUGACAACUCCACCAAUUUCGAGUCCAAGAUGAACCGUAUGAUUGAAUCAGUCUGCCAGAAAGUUGGCAUCGACAUUGGCGAUCGUUUGCAGGCCACGUCACGCAAGCUGAAAUAUUUGGUUGCCCUUCUGCCGCCAGACAGCGAGUUUCCGCCCUUCCAGGACUUUGAUGUCGUGCACCAUUAUCUGCAAUCCGCCGGCCCCAAGGUGCAGGCCCGCCUGCGCAAGCGCGGCCAGAAAAGCCACUGGAGCUACAUCCAUACACAGCGACGUCCCAACGUUCACGGGCAGGCCCGCAUCGAGGUGAAGACUCAGCUGACGCAUCGCGACUACAUGAACCUGUUGGCCCAGCGCGACGAUGCCCACUUUACCAUCUACAAGAAGCGCCGCUGCUUCCUGAUCAACAACCAAUAUUUCCAGCUGGACAUUUACAAGGAGCCAGGCCAUCCACGCUGCAAGGGAUUGGUGCUAUUGGAGACGUACUCAUCGCUUACCGGCGAUGCCCUGAAGAACUGCAUGCCCAAGUUCCUGAAUAUUGUAAAGGAGGUGACCGGCGAUCCGGACUACUCCAUGUUCAAUCUGUCCCUCAAGGAGGACUGGAGCACCACCAAGAAGUUCUGCCGUUCGGCGACGCAUGUUAAGGGCGCCGCUAACGGAGUCUCGAGCACGCCGUUGCUCCUCAAUGGCCAGUAGGCUUCUGAACUGUCCCUGAAUCUCUUUUGCACACGCAUAUUUCACGGCAAAAGCAAUUUAUAAGAAACACCAAUGACCUGGCAACAAAAUGUACAAAAAAACUUUAACACUGAGCGGAGGUCCAAGCUAUCUUGGGAGAGUGCUCUGAUAUUUACCCCGGCCAAUCCCAAAAAACACACUUAAACCCACACACCUUGUUACUUAUUUGCGUACUUAGCCCCUGGAGGAUGAAGGAACAGUGAACGAGAGGCGUAUGUGUCGAGUCUAUAGUUUGUAGUGCAAUCGCAACCGAAACCGGAGGUCAAGAGCCCCACGCGUACUUAAUUUUCUUGUCAUGUUUGCUCGUGUUAAUUUUGUAAGCCAUAACACUAAAAACUAUGUAAAUCCAUAGAUCCGCGAUAUCAUGUGACGUUUUUUGUGUCUUUUGGAGAAAUUGUGAACCGAUAAUUUUAACUCUAACUCUAAGCUUAAAAAAAAAAUAAGAUUACAACUACAAGACCACCAAA
Molecule: messenger RNA, 2558 nt
Organism: Drosophila rhopaloa
Lineage: Eukaryota; Metazoa; Arthropoda; Insecta; Diptera; Drosophilidae
Gene: Ttd14
Product: TRPL translocation defect protein 14
Exons: 11
Coding region: 505-2052 (515 amino acids)
Biological process (GO): photoreceptor cell maintenance
Molecular function (GO): GTP binding; phosphatidylinositol binding; phosphatidic acid binding
Source: RefSeq, a predicted model, not a curated record